Messenger RNA from Ixodes scapularis (black-legged tick), 733 nucleotides. RefSeq lists its product as uncharacterized. Lineage: Eukaryota; Metazoa; Arthropoda; Arachnida; Ixodida; Ixodidae. The record is from RefSeq and is a predicted model, not a curated record. The transcript has 6 exons. The coding region runs from base 1 to 705 and encodes 234 amino acids.
AUGUCUGUUCUAGCCACUGGGAGAGACAACACGGCGGACGCUCCUGUGCGUCUCUCAGUGCCCAUUCCACCUACUGGCCUGGGAGGUGCCUGUGCAAGGGCCCCUCCCAAGCGCAGGGCCCCAGACCCUCCAUCCAGUAAGGGGUGGUCCAAAGAAAGUCGGGCUCCUACAUCUCCCCUGGCAGAGCGGCAAGCCCCCAGGAGGCGGAAUUUGGAGGCAGCUGAGGCAGCUCAGGUGGUUGAGGCUACCAUGUCCCCCUUCCAGUCGGAGCUACUGAAGGUGGUGCUGGAUGUGCGGCACGAGGUGCACCUUCUCCGCCAGGACACGGCGCAGGUCCUGGCAAACCAGGAACAGCUGGCAGUGCGCAUUGCUCAGCUGGAGCGUGCGAACUGCCCGCCUGAUGCCCCAGUGCCGCCAGCGGUUUUUAUUUUACCGCUGGCGACAAUGGAAGAUUUUGAGGCAGCAGAGAGGCGCCUCAUCAACCCCCCUGAUCAGGCUGUCCUGAAGGAGCAGCUCUCCGGCCUGGGUGGCAACACUAUCGCGGAGGCUGUGCGGCGCACCCUGGAGCGGCUCCUGCGGAAGCAGGUGCAGAUGCACUUCAGCAUCUGCGGCCGCAGGGGCAACAAGCGGCCGUUCAGGGGCACGCAGCUCUGUGCCGUGGCCGUUGGUAAGGUGUUUUCAUUCCACACCUUCAUUGCUAAUUAAAAAUGAUGGGAACUUUUUUCUUUUAAUU